AUGGCACGAGCUCAAGCGUGCUGGCAAGCAGAGCUUGGGAUCCCCCGUCCUGCAUUUUCUGACGAGGAGUCCCAUCAGCUAGAUGUCAAAGAAGUGCAACGUUUGGAGACCCAGGCUCGACGCAUCUCACAGCAAGAACACUCCGCCACGGCUCGCGACGCGAUGGCACAAGCUCAAGCGUGUUGGCGACCGGAGCUCGGGAUCCCCCGGCCUGCAUUCUCUGACGAGGAGUCCCACCAGCUAGAUGUCAAAGAAGUGCAACGUUUGGAGACCCAGGCUCGAGGCUACUUACAGGAAGGAUGCUACGAUAUGGCUCGCAACAGGAUGGCACGAGCUCAAACGUACUGGCGAGCAGAGCUUGGGAUCCCCCGGCCUGCAUUUUCUGACGAGGAGUCCCAUCAGCUAGAUGUCAAAGAAGUGCAACAUUUGGAGACCCUGGCUCGAGGCUACUUACAGGAAGGAGACCACGAUACGGCUCGCAACAGGAUGGCACGAGCUCAAGCGUUCUGGCGAGCAGAGUUUGGGAUCCCGCGACCUGCAUUCUCUUUGGAGGAACAAAGACAGAUUGAAAGUACACCUCCUUUCGCGCAGGAUCUUACUUCCAGAGCAGCUCUCCAUGGUUUGGCUCGAAUUUUGGUAGUUUUAGAGGAAGAUUGUGCGAUAUGCCUUGACACGAUGAGCUUAGGCGAAAUAGAAGCACAGGGUCCGUGUGGGCACAUGUUUCACGACAAGUGCAUCAGCAAAUGGCUCAUGGGGCAGAGCGCGUGCCCACUCUGUCGUCAACCAUGCUAG
Penicillium samsonianum is the source of this 792-nucleotide messenger RNA. Its product is annotated as RING-H2 finger protein. The record is from RefSeq and is a predicted model, not a curated record. The transcript has a single exon. The coding region runs from base 1 to 792 and encodes 263 amino acids. Lineage: Eukaryota; Fungi; Ascomycota; Eurotiomycetes; Eurotiales; Aspergillaceae.